AUAUGAGCGAUGGCAGCUUCUAGCUCUUUCCCUCCUCUCUCUCUCCCUCUCUUUCACUCACAUUGGAUCGCCAUGCCAAAGCUCGAGGAGGAGGAGGAUGCCGCCCCCAUCAGCUCGUUCACCAGGAGCAAGCGCAAGGCCGAGGGGAUCUAUUUGUCACCAGCUCGCAAGCGCGUCUCUGGAGGCAAAGCUCGCGAGGAUCGCGACACACUGUUUGUAGAUUUGGAGUGCCAGCCGCCACAAGAGGAGCGGCACUCCCUAAUGGAAACCAUCUUCUCUCCUGUUCUUCACCUGUUUAAAGGAAUCGGUGGAGAGUGCUUCUCGUCUUCGAGCAGCACCGCCACCACAGUGGUCAUUGAAGCCGCCAGGAGCAAUCACGACGACAAGGCUCGUGAACUCUUGCGUGAUUUCGAUCCUUACUUGUUCAUCAAGCAUCUGCCAGAUCCCUCCCUGGUUCUCUCGCCAUGCCGGAAGUUCUUACUCCCUCGUCGGACGAGACGCUGCCCUCCAGUUGCCUUAGUUCUUGACCUCGAUGAGACCCUCGUACACUCGACAACGGAUCACUGUGGAAACGCCGACUUUAGCUUCUCGUUGCAUGCCAACUUCCAACGCCAGACCGUCUACGUCCGUCGCAGGCCUCACCUCCAAAUGUUUAUGGAGAGAGUCGCCCAACUCUUUGAGAUCAUCGUUUUCACGGCGAGCCAGAGCACGUACGCGGAGAAGCUGCUCAACAUCCUCGACCCCAAGCGGAAGGUUUUCCGGCACAGGAUCUUCCGGGACUCGUGUGUUCUCGUCGACGGGAACUACCUCAAGGACUUGAGUGUUCUUGGCCGCGAUCUCUCCAAGACCGUCAUCGUAGACAACUCUCCACAGGCAUUCGGUUUCCAAGUAGACAAUGGCAUUCCGAUCGAGAGCUGGUUUGACGAUGAAGCCGACUGCGCGCUUGCAUCACUUUUGCCGUUUCUCGAGUCUCUGGCCAGCGCAGAGGACGUGCGUCCUAUAAUUGCAAGCGCGUACAAACUGCGCCAAAAGAUCCAAGCCGCCAGCGAUCCUCCAUGGCUGAGGCAUUGCGUGCACGAGAAUGAAAAGCAAGCAGUAAGUAAAAUCACACUGUAAUUGGUUUAGUUUUUAGAUCUUGUCCAGGUAUGUAUGCAAGGACAAUGGAUUUUAUCAUAGGACUCGACUUAUCUAUCAUUUUUGUGCAUUUAGCACUUCAAGUU
Molecule: messenger RNA, 1220 nt
Organism: Selaginella moellendorffii
Lineage: Eukaryota; Viridiplantae; Streptophyta; Lycopodiopsida; Selaginellales; Selaginellaceae
Product: CTD small phosphatase-like protein 2
Exons: 6
Coding region: 10-1116 (368 amino acids)
Molecular function (GO): phosphoprotein phosphatase activity
Source: RefSeq, a predicted model, not a curated record